This is a messenger RNA of Diaporthe batatas, 1260 nucleotides long. RefSeq lists its product as uncharacterized. The record is from RefSeq and is a predicted model, not a curated record. NCBI's taxonomy places the organism in Eukaryota, Fungi, Ascomycota, Sordariomycetes, Diaporthales, Diaporthaceae. The transcript is spliced from 6 exons. Bases 1 to 1260 code for a protein of 419 amino acids.
AUGUCUCACACUGGCGUGGCUAUUCUUGGUCUCAUGCGUGCUUGGGGCGCUGCCGACAGCAAGGUGGCUUCUUGGUACAAGUCCAAGUACAAGCCGUUCCCCAUCCCCGAUAACCCUCUCUUCACCAGCAAGGAUGUCUCGGUCGUGGCACUGCUCCUGAGUCCUCCCCCGAUCUUCGAAAAAUGCCUCAGGUCCUGGCUCAAGAACCAGCCCCACGAGGUUAUUCUCGUCACUACCUUCGACUACGUUCAGGCUGUUCGCUCGGUCAUCGAGUCCUUUGACAUGAGCAUCGCGGAUCGUGCCUUGAUCAAGGUGGUCCAUCUUGAUGAGGGCGUCAGUGGCCACCGCCUCCAGCAAGCCAUGGGAUUCAAGGCUGCCAGUGGCAAGAUCAUGGCCGUCACCGAUGAUCAGAUCCUCUGGCCCGACAGCCUUCUGAAGAGCAUGCUCCCCUGUUUCGAGGAUCCCCAGGUUGGUGCGGCUGGUGGCCCGAUUGAAAUCUACAUCCCAGAGGAGCGCCGGGACAGGAACAUUGUCACCCCGUGGGAGGUUGCUGGUACCAAAUUCCUCUUUGGCGGCCGUGGUGGUGGCACUGCGGCCUUUGCCUGCAACAAGUGGACGUGGUGCCUGGCAGGCUGUACCUGGCUUGGCCGCACAGCCAUCUUCCAGGACCCCGAGUUCAUCCAUGCCCUCACCACCGAGACCUGGGCCGGCCGGCCCCUGAACUCGGGAUCAGACAACAUCAUCACCCGCUACCUGCUGCAGAGGGGCCAUGAGCGCAACACGCUGCAGAACUUCUGGAGGUUUCUCACUGACGUCCCCCAGACCUACAACCACCCCUACAUCGUCUAUGUCACUCUCAUGCGUCUCCUCCGUGUCCCGGUGGCCCUGAUCCACCUGGCCGGAUGGGCCCUUUGUCUCAGGCACCACCCGGUCAUUGCCCUGGGCUUCCUCGCCUUCUACGUCUACAGCAUGGUCCCUACUUACCGCGCCUUCUGGGCCACGUACCCUUACAUGUUCAGCCUCGGAAACCUGCUGGCAGCUGUGGCUGUGGACUUUUCCCCCAUCCCCAUUGGUCUGUGGGGAAUACUCACCGUCAACACCGACAGCUGGGUCCACGGAGACGGAGCUGGUGCUAGGAAGCAGCCGGGCAUUGCCUUGACGGAGCUAGAUCAUGCCUGUGACCAGACCAAGGACUCGCCCAAGGAUUCUUCCGAGGCGGCCGAGCAGGUGGACGAGGACAUGUUCAAGAAGGAGAAGUAA